GCGCUGCCGGUUUUUCAGACAAUAAAAAAAAAGUGCUGUCGUGGAGUGCGACUGGCAUGCGCCACGCGUGUUUGCUAGUCGUGCUUGUCUAAUUAGUCGCCUACAGCUUUACAGUUUCGUCAACUGUCGUUUGUACGCUCCGGGUUCGACAGAUCGCGACGCUUUUCGAUUCGUACCUCGGAGAAAAGAACGCCGCCGUAUCGGCGGGCCUAACUGUCGUCUGCUCUCGGUGGGGUCGUCUGGAUCGUCUGCCUACGUGCCGUGGCCUUUUGCGAGGGUGCGAAGGCAAGAACGUUGAACUGCUCUGCUGCGUGGUGGUGGCGGUUGUGUGUGUUUGUGUGUGUGUGGGGAGGUUCUUCUACGUGCGUGUAUGAAAGUGUGAGGUGCCGCGCCGUGAUGGUGUCUUCUACGUACCCGCGAAUCUGACAGGCCCUCGGGGUUUGUUUGUGUUACUCUCGUUUCUUCGACGCAGCAUUCGGCCUGGCCGACGUGAUCGCCAUGAAGCUGGUCAACUUCAGGCGCAGCCGCAUCAUCAAGCUCGUGUGCGCCGCCGUCCUCCUCAUCUGCGUGGUCGCUUUCUUCCUGCCCAAGCCCACGGGCGACGAGUACUAUCGUGAAAGAGAGCAGCAAGCGUUCCCGCCGCCCAUGCCGGUCUUCAGGAAGGACCGGACUCCAGGGAACUUCGAGCCCAAGUCGCACGAGAAGCGAAAGGGACCCGGCGAAGGCGGCGUCGCCUACCACGUACCCGAGCGGGACCGCAACAGCGCGGCCGACUCCAACAUGCAGUACGGCAUGAACGUCGUGGCCAGCGAUCACAUAUCGCCCAACCGGAGCGUCCCCGACAUGCGACUUGAAGAGUGCAAGUACUGGGACUAUCCUGAGGACCUGCCAACGACGAGCGUGGUGGUGGUGUUCCACAAUGAGGGCCUGUCGGUGCUCAUGCGGACCGUCCACAGCGUCAUCAACCGCUCGCCGCGCCAGUUUCUCAAGGAAGUGGUGUUGGUCGACGACUACUCCGACAAAGAGAACCUGAAGGGUGAGCUGGAGACGUACAUCGCGCACAACUUCCCACGUGGCCUGGUGCGCCUGCUGCGCAACAGCGAGCGCGAGGGCCUGAUCCGCUCGCGGAGCUACGGCGCGGAACAGUCGCACGGCGACGUGGUCCUCUUCCUGGAUGCCCACUGCGAGGUGGGCAUCAACUGGCUGCCUCCGCUGCUGGCACCCAUCCGGGCAAACAGGCGUGCCAUGACCGUGCCGGUCAUCGACGGUAUCGACAAGGACACGUUUGAGUACCGGCCUGUGUACCACGGCCGCCAGCACUUCCGUGGCAUCUUCGAGUGGGGUAUGCUGUACAAGGAGAUCGAGAUCCCCGACGAGGAAAUCAAGAGGCGCAAGUAUCACAGCGAGCCCUACAAGUCGCCUACGCACGCCGGUGGUCUCUUUGCCAUCGACCGCAAGUACUUUCUCGAACUUGGUGGCUAUGAUCCUGGCUUGCUAGUCUGGGGCGGCGAGAACUUCGAGCUGUCUUUCAAGAUUUGGCAGUGUGGAGGCAUGAUCUACUGGGUGCCGUGCUCGCGGGUCGGCCAUGUCUACCGGGGCUUCAUGCCCUACAGCUUUGGAAAGCUGGCCCAGAAACGCAAGGGACCACUCAUCACAGUGAACUACAAGCGGGUGGUGGAGGUGUGGAUGGACGAGUACAAGGAGUACUUCUACACCCGAGAGCCCCUGGCCACUUACUACGAUGCCGGGGACCUGAAGCAGCAGUUGGCCCUCCGGGAGAAGCUCAAGUGCAAGAGCUUCCGCUGGUUCAUGAAGAACGUUGCGUACGACGUGCUCAAGAACUUCCCCCUGCUGCCCAGGAACCUCUACUGGGGAGAGAUCAGGCACGACGCAACCGACCAGUGUCUCGAUGCCAUGGGUGCUCAUCCGCCGUCGACGGCCGCGUUGACUGCCUGUCACGGGACCGGCGGAAAUCAGGUGUUCCGGCUCAACGCGGAGGGUCAGCUGGGCCUGGGUGAGCGGUGCAUGGAUGCCAGUUCGCACAGCAUGGACGUGGUGUACUGCUCGCUCGGAACAGUGGACGGGCCCUGGGAAUACAGCGUGGACACCAAGCACCUAUACCACAAAACGCACAAGAAGUGCCUCACCUACAACAAGCGCAACUACAAGGUGCACCUCGAAAAGUGCGACGACGGUGACCUGAGCCAGCACUGGACGUUCCGUGAGAUUCAGGACUCGUAGUGGCGUUAGAGGUGACGACACAGCCUCUCCUCCAUGAACCCAUUUGUUGCCUUCACAUGCGGUGUGCGGAGACGACUCGUUAGUUACUUCUUUUAUUUUUUCACUUCUCAUGGUCAGAAGACACCUCUCUUUUUUUUCAUUCCACCUAGACUUCAAGGUUUCAAGGAUGACGUUCAGUGUGUGGCAUUGUCACAAUGUGGGCAACGCGGUGUGUACUACAAGUUCUGCUGAGCAACCGGCGAAGCUCUCCUGACUCGUUCGACCGCAUUUGACUAAAGCGACUUCGCCCCUUCAAUUCCUCGUUCUUUUUGGGGUCUGCGGGCCCUUGCAAUUGCCAUCGACGUCUCUCCUGUGGGCCCCCUCCCCCUUUUUCCGUUUUGUCGUCCAGCAUCUGGACUUGCAAACACUUCCAGUUCUGUUCCGGUGUGCUGUGCGUGAAUGUGUGCUUGUGUGUUGGCGCAUGAUGUAUGCGACGUUGACUCAUGGAAGAAAAUGAUUGUGAACUCAUUCCAGGAUGAAGGUGUACUGCUACAGGUGCUAAGCAAGACGACGCAAAAGAGUGAUCGCAGGCCGAUGUUAUUACUUCAUUUUUUCAAGAUGAGCCCUAGCUGUGCUGCCCAGUUUGAUUGGUAUAUCCUUCUUUUCUUUCAUUUCUUAAGUUUGAAUAAUUAUUUUCCAGUUUACUCUUGUUAGUGUCCUUGCCCUACAUUUGCAGUGUCCUCGACCCAUCUUUGCCUGUGAAUGACGUAACUUUGCAGUGAUCUUCAGUCUUCUGUGAGUGCAGUAAAAGACACGGCGUUUGGUGGCUCGGCUGAAUAGACAGUUAUGGUAGACUUCUUUCAUUCCCGUUUUUUCCAUUUUGUUUUUUGUUUCUGUAGUCUUUUAUUCAUCAGCUGCAACUAGCUCCUCUCGUGUUCUUUCGUUCUUUUUUCUAUGCCUCUUUAUCUGUCCAACACAAUUCACUGACAAUACCUUUUCCUUGUGGUGUGUCCAACUCUCCGACACAAAUUAUUUUCUGCGAGAGUUGUGUCAAACGAGUGAUUUCACACUUGCAGAUAGUUGAAGUUACAUUCAGAGCCUUCCAGUACAGUGUAUGUCAUAGCGCCACUGUUUUCUUUGAUAGAGAGAGAGAGAGAUGUACACAGCUUUGACAAACGUGUACAUCUUUGUACAAACAAAUUUAAACUCGUAUACAGACAAAUUUAAAAAAACGAUUGCAUUGUUGUCUUGAAACAUUUUUUGAUCCCAGAAAUUCUCAGUUCAAACUGGAGAAACCUCUAUGCUUUUUUCAGAUACCGGCCAAAAGAAAAAGCACUGGCACCUACCUCAUUUAACUCUAACCUGACAUUCCUUUUAGGCCCUGUAUUGCAGUAUUCUUUUAUCAGAGGCUAAAGUUGUAAAUGUGUUCGUUUUUCAAUCAGUAUCCCAGCUCAGUUAUACUGCCCGGCUCGGCUUCGCUUUAAGCUGCCUUGCUUCAAAGAAAGCUUUUUCACGGAAAGUGAUAGAAGCUGCAAGAAACUUAUUUUUAUAUCAUGACUCUCCGCGUUAUCAAUAAUUUCUGUUCCUAGUUAUUUCCUGCUCACCAUCUUUAAAACAAAGCUUUUCAGCGCUAUUUAGAUGGGCUUUGUUGUUCCACUUCUGCUCAAAUAAGCAAUAUUGUUUUGACAGUAACAUUUAACUUUUAAUUGUCGCGAAGUCGAGCAAAAUUAUACAAAUAUCCUUUAGCUGUGCGAAGCCACUGUUGGCUCACAAUUGCCAACAUUGGCACAUAGAGCCAACAUAGACACAACCUCAGAUUGGCCAACAUUGGCACAACAUCAGAUAGGGCAAUGUUGGCACACCGCUCGUCCCAGUUGAAGCAUUGCCUUGAUUGUACGUACUUCCACCAACGAAAUUUUCGCAAACCUCUCACCUGCUUCAAGUGUCCUUAUAUAUUAUUUCACCAAACAUUCCCAAAGCCAUCUAUUAAACCAUUUUGCUUUUGCUGUUUUUUUCCCAGUAGAACACUGUAUGUUAUUGGUGCUCAAAGUGGCACUAAGGGUAAACAGUGAGUCAAGUCAAAAGUGAUGCAGUAAUAUCAAAUUCCGUUUGAGGUAUUACAUGUACUGUGAACAAACGGAAUUUUGGCCAGUAAAGAAAAAAGACAUAGAUGGUAGGACUGGAUAUCCAGCUGCUUGUGCAAUGAUCUGGUACCAUGUGCCCUCAUUUAACAUCUUAUAAAUAAUAAUUUUAGUCAACAACAAUAUGCAAAUGAUGUUAGAUUUCAGCACAGAAUAGAUACAUUUUUGCUAAUUUUGUUGAAUUUGUUGACAAGAAUUCACUGACGUGUCUUUAUGCCUCUUUUUUUUUUUUAUGUGUAAGCAUGGCGCGCUCUGUGCAUAGGCUGCUCACUCAGAGCAGGCAUUUGGGAUCUUUAGAUAUUGUGUACCCAAAUGGCUUUCGAUAUGUCAGUAGUGAGUUUUAGUGCUGCACAUGUUAUGCCCGCAACUUUGUUGCAUAUGCAAGGACACGACGUUUCGCAUAGAGCGUGUACGCAGUAGUUAUGCUCGUGAGCACUAUGGGAAACAUGCCGUUCUUACGUAAGUACCCAAUGCAAUUACAGAUGCAAUGUAUGCAGUACUAACUAGAACUUGCUACUGUUAUGGCAUGAUGCGGAGCAAACUCUAUAAAGUCAUGUAGCAGUACAGCAAGGUACGGUGAUACAAUAUUGUUGCCUAAUAUUAGUGCUUACCUGGAUUUUAUGACAGGAGCUCACAUAUGCUGUCAGUAAAGCUUGACCAGCAUAUUGCACAAACUUUUGUGUUGCUCCCAGAACCAGUCAAUGCCACAAGCUGUAUUUCAUCACAAAGCAGGUGUCAGCAAAUGUCAAGAAGGGUAGCCCAACAGUCUUGAUUGAUACAAUGUUUGCCUCUGGUGUCUCUUUGUAACACGUAGUUUGAACGUUGGAACGCCGCAUGCUCAAAGCUAACAGAUCUUCAUUGCGUGCACUCGCUGCUGUAUUUCUGCGUAAGUUCAGUGUGAUAAGAGUUUACACUUAUGUAUGGAAAUCAAGUUCCGUGUGUCAGUACUAUUUUUCUUUGGAAAACGUUUGUGUCACCUCAUUUCUGUGUAUUUUUCGUUUAAAUGAGAACAAGUGGAGCACACAGUCCUCACGUGUCUUCUUCGUGUCAAGCGAGAAGUGAUAUCGUUUAUUUUUGCCUCGUUUGAUUUGUGGGAAUGAGUGACGACGGAAAGAAAACUUCAAUUUGCUCAUUUACUUGCUGACAGUGCACUUUUUUUUACGUGUUGAGUAAAUGCUGGAGUUUGGAAGUGUAGUGCCCAAGUACCACUUUGGUCUCCGAGGCGACGUAUGCGUGUGUAUGCUUGCAUGGGAGAUGAUAUUAUUUUUCUUUCUGUACUUGUUUUUUUUUCCACUGUUGUGACAUCUCUGGGUCCAUUCUGCAACAGUUGUCAUGUGCCUUGGAAUAUGUGUUGCAAAUGUGGAAAAGAGAAAGUUAUGUAAAUGUUUCAGUCAUGGCUGCAUUUUGUGGUAGCAAAUCUGCCUGAAGAAUGUAGGCAUAGUUGCUUUAAGCAGUUAGAGAUGGAACAUUUGGGGGCCAAUGGAGCUACUGUGUGUUUAAAAAAAUCUACAGUGCUCUCUCCUGUGCUUUAGACUUUUUAUAGAGAGUUUAGAAGCAUGAGCUUUAGGACACCAUGGCUCAGGAGCUCUGUGACGUUAUGGUUCACGAGACUCGUGAUGCUGCAUUUCUGUGUCGAACCACGUAAUGUGUUGGUUGGCAUUGAGCAACGACAGUCUUUGCAGUUAAGAAACCGCUAUGCUGUCACGUGAGCAGUUCUUGAUCCUUGUUAAGUCGAUCUGUACUGAAAGUUUCAGCAUGAAUGGAAGCACGAAUGAGUUGGGAGUAGAGCAGGCUUGAAAGCAAAAUAUAGCAGUGCGCAAUCUGCAUUGACUCAAGCACGCUCAGAAGACGUCUUCACGCGACAGCGGGCUUGCCGCUUUGGCACAAGUGGCUGUGUCACUGUCCUGACAAGUGCAAGGUCAUGGGUUCGACACCUUGUCGCAGCGACUGUAUUCCAGUGGAGGGGAUAUGCAAGGACACAUGUGUGCUUAGAUUUAGGUGCACGUUAAAGAACGAUGUGUGGUCAAAAUUAAUCCAAAGUGCUUUCGUCUCUCGUAGCUUACGACUUGCACAGGGAUGUUUAAGCACACUAAUACCCCUGUCACAUGCACACUUUAAAAAGAAGCAUUCAAACCGAAUGAAACUGAAAUCUGUGAGCACCACUAACUCUCUUUCCCUAGCAUGUGCAUACGAGUCAAUAGGACUCUUGUAUAUCAGUGCUGUUUAGUUUGAGUUGUCUUUGAAAGUGCACAUGUGGCGGGAGUACACAACAAGUCAUCGUAACUGGAUUCUUUAUCUGGACACUCAAAUGUUGAGGAGCUUCUGGUAUAUAUCCGAUUUAAUUAAAAGAUACUGAGUGUUUUUCUGAAACAGCGUCCGCCAUACCACCACAAGAGAAAUGCCAUGCUGUUGAAGUUCUGUAGUCACACUUUUAAUGAUGAUGUGAGUGAAUGUUGAAUGCAGUGUUGAUAAAGGCCCAAAUGUGACGUAAAUGAAAUAUUGUAUAGUAGUGGAGGAAGUCAUUCAGGCAUUCUGUAGGGUGUAGACUGUUCAUUGAAUGUCAUCUCAACCUGUCUGUGAUCUCUACGCUUCCUUCUGGAUCACCCGGAGUGUUUCGACUGCGUGCUGACUUUUUUUGAUGGAUGAGAACAAUAUGCCUCGAUAUGGUUCCGUUAAGAUAAAGUUAACGUGAGUGACCAAGAAAUGGUACGGUUGUUCUUCAUCACCAGUAAGGCAUUCACAUUUUUUUCUUGCAUUUGUAAGUCUCUGUUUUUGAGACUUCAAAGCUCCCACAAUUUCAGUGAGAAAGCGGCAAAAUUAGUGCACUGCUCUGCAUUGCUUUUGUACGUAAACAAAUUUCGCUAUUUUAGUGCAAGGUAUAGAAUGUGUGUAUAAGGGAUUAUUUUGUGUGUCUGAAAGUUGCUGUGUGUACGCUGUCUGAAGAUGCCAGUAAACAGUUCUAACAAAAGGCUAGGAAUGUUGCUUGAGUUGUUAAAAAUGGUGGUUGCACGUGUGGUGAAAAGUUAUACAAGCUGAAUGGUAGUCCCAGUUAAUGUGAUAACUGAUCAUGCGGUUGCCAUUGAUAACACUUGUGUUAUCUUCUACACUGUACUCAAAAAACUAUAGCGUAAUGGUUUGCAGUUACAGCAGUGCAUUUUCUACUUUAUCGUUAUCACUAUGCAAGUUCAGUGCAACACUGCGUGCAUUUUUCUUAAUCAUUAUUGCAGGAUUACUACUGUAACUCUGGAAAGCGAAAAUAAUCUUGGAAUUUCACUUGCUUAUGUGAACACCUGGUACAAGUGUUGACAUAAGCAGGUACGUGUGCGUAAAAUAUUGUGUGCCGUGAUGCAUGUACCUCACGUUUUUCUUUUAAUACGUAUGAUGCAAGGCUUUGAAAACAAAGGUCAUUUCAAGGAAAAACAUUCCAUCACCAUAGUGUCGUUGUGCAAUACACGGAACUCUUCGGUUUAAAUGUUACAAGACAAUUUUUACAUGCUAUGCUUGUGCAAUAAAAUGCAAUGAUGGCUGUGUC
Messenger RNA from Rhipicephalus sanguineus (brown dog tick), 7893 nucleotides. It is a transcript of the gene Pgant7, whose product is annotated as N-acetylgalactosaminyltransferase 7-like. The record is from RefSeq and is a predicted model, not a curated record. Gene Ontology annotation, cellular component: Golgi apparatus. Lineage: Eukaryota; Metazoa; Arthropoda; Arachnida; Ixodida; Ixodidae.